This is a messenger RNA of Paramacrobiotus metropolitanus, 2824 nucleotides long. RefSeq lists its product as uncharacterized. The transcript has 12 exons. The record is from RefSeq and is a predicted model, not a curated record. Bases 59 to 2365 code for a protein of 768 amino acids. Lineage: Eukaryota; Metazoa; Tardigrada; Eutardigrada; Parachela; Macrobiotidae.
ACUAGCCUAUUACUUGUUGGGAACAUUUCAGAGUUUGCAAAAAUUCCCAAGACCAACCAUGCCGGGAACAUUAUUGCAAUUAUGGCCGGUGUGUAUGUGGUUCUUAGCAGUACAGGUGCAGGGCCAUGUCCACAUAACCAAUGGCAUACAGAAUUCUUCGCGUCCUGUCUUAUCCAACAGCGAUGCUCUUUCUCUUCCUAACCGGCAUUUCGAAAACGGGCAUGAACAGUCGCUAAGCAUCAUGUUUUACCUGAAACAGAAAGACACACCAUCGGACCAGCAGUACAUCUACUGGCUGGAGGAGUUUAAAUGGCUGCUGCCAUUACCACGCCACAUGGGCCUCCAUGGAGUGGCCAUCUACUCCACGAAUCUUUCGGUUCCCCAGAUAGAAGACGCGCUCAAUUAUGCAUGGGCGGAAGCGUUCAAGCAGUAUACCAGUAGUCCCAGCAGCGUGCUUACGGAUGCGCCGCAUGUGCGAUUAAUGUCGAUUGUGAAUUCUGCUGUACCAUCCAAAUCAAGGUCAUCGGUAGCGCGGAUAAUUUAUACAGUCGUCAUGUCUAACGAUUCACAUCAAGCUAAAGCCAAUGCGGGACCGGCUACAACGAAUAUUCGGAUCCGCAAAAUGAUUCCUCCGACAAAGGAUGAACUCAAACAGAAACUGCAGGAAAAAGGUGUCAACGUGUACAAUGAGACGGUACUGCCCAUAUUACCGGCGAUUGGGAGUAGUCCUCCUGCCUGUCAUAUACAUCUGGGAGAAGCCGGAACCAACAUCCCGAUCGUAACGGAAGCCACUGGGGCUGAACCUACUGCACCGCGCUUUGAUGGAGGAUUUUCGCCGACUCGUAGGUUGAAUUGCGAGGAGGUGUUUAUCAAACCCAAAGCCGACAGCCUGUCGUCAACUAAUAACGAUCAGAAGGAUGCCCCCUUGCGUACAACCGAUCCUGACUGGUCCUUUCGUUUAUUCUAUUCCGAACCCGUAAACCUGCAAAAUUUACCAAAUUUGCAGAGACAGAUAGUUCAAACACUGGAAACCGCAUUAGAUAAGCAGACGCAGUCCAUUGUGGUGGCAUUAUGGAAUCCCGACGUGGACAACGGGACGGCUAUCAAUUUUUUUAUUCGGCUGAUUAAUCGUUACCAGCAGUAUAUCGAUCUGGAUUCGCGCAUGCUGUACGCGGACGCUAUCUAUAAACGACUGGAGGGCGCAAAAUAUAUCGCACAUCGUGUGCUGUCUAAGCUGUCGCGCGUACGGCUCGCCGGAGAACCUGACCUCAUCUCGGAGAAGUUUCUCAUGGACUGUAAAGAAGGGAGAAAAUUACGGGAUCGCAACGACAUGCCAUGUCCACUACGCCCUACGUUUGCUCUACAUUAUCUUCUGCGGCCGAAUGAGACACUGUCCAACGAAACGGUGCUAUACAAUGUGACCAGGGAUUUUGCCGACGCCAAUCCGUUAAGCCUCAGCGGUGUAGAAUACCACAUCAGCCUCGUUAACCGCACACAACUGGCUCACUUCCAGACCUUACGAGGGUACACACUUACCCGCUGUGACAUGACCUUCACCGUGUCCAACUUGCGCCGAGGACGGAUAGAACAUAUAUGGCGAUUUCCUCGUACCCUACCUGCUUACGAGCCCAACAAUUCGUUCCGCGUGUUCCCAACUACCCCGAUGAACUAUCAACUGUUGCCGGUUUUUGAGGAUACCAUCAAGGAAUACGUGAACAGUUUUCGAUCGGCCGAUCAAGAUGUGCAUAUAUGGAAUCCAGAUCUUACGGGCAACGUCGUCGAUUUCUUCAUUGAGCUGACUGAAUCUGCCAUCUUUAAUAACGGUCCAGGUUUCGUUGAUCCCAGUUCUCAUUUUGGCAAACUGAUGUACAGCCAAAUCUGCCGCAGUAUGAAGUUGACCUCACGUUUCUCCGAUGUGCCGGUGGUGAUGAUGAAAUUUAGCUGCCAGAACACAUCGUGCGCGAACAACCAAUCGCCUGAGCAGUGCAUUACUCAAUCGACGCCCAAACGCAGCCCGUUGCCUUCGACGUUUUCUCUUCACCUAAUGAAGAUAGAAAACAUCAAGAACGGCCAACCCCACGAUGGACCAGAUUUGAAUAUCGACGCUGUCCUGCAUGCCGUUGGCAACGCCUUCUCCGCAGCCAAUCCGCUAACCAUCGACGACCUUUCUCUCAAUAUCACGCUAACCGGACAUUCCGAUGACUAUAUGACACCUGAGGGGAAAACGGUGGAAGAGUUUAACUUUACACUGACGCAUCGAGAGACGAGCUCCAGAAAAUAUUGGAAUUUGUGGCGUUUCCCCGAUCGUUCAGUGAUGGGUAGUUUUUUGCGAAACAAUGCAUCCGCCGUUGUUGUUGGUGCUUAAUUUCGUCGGACGCUGGAUUACCGAAUCCACGAGCACGAAAUCUAAAAGAUGGACAUAAUACAAAUACAAAUCGCCUUUCAAUGUGCUGUAUUCGGUUAAGCGUCAGCUCUCUUCAACCGUUCAACGAAAUAUAUAUGGCUGUCACUGCUAAACUGUAACUUCGUAUACUUGUGAAUUUCAACAGCGGUUCCGAGGAAUGUGGCUCAGCUGCUUUAAGGGAAGUGGCCCGGUACAUGGUACCAAAAUCGUGUACAUGCACGAAAUAUUUGACUUUCGCGCACUCCCAAACCCUUUUUUCUCUUGUUUUAUGACAUUCUGUAGCCAGAUGAUUUGUACACACAGGCGUGAAAACCGUUUGUACGCGCAACAUCCGGUUCGGGAGUUAUGGCUCUUAGAAAAUUCCAAAAAGUUUAAAUGCAUUCAGGUGUACCAAAAGUCUCAUUACGAACCAAUCUCCUU